Messenger RNA from Tetranychus urticae (two-spotted spider mite), 2430 nucleotides. RefSeq lists its product as uncharacterized. Gene Ontology annotation, cellular component: plasma membrane. Gene Ontology annotation, molecular function: ligand-gated sodium channel activity. Gene Ontology annotation, biological process: sodium ion transmembrane transport. The record is from RefSeq and is a predicted model, not a curated record. Lineage: Eukaryota; Metazoa; Arthropoda; Arachnida; Trombidiformes; Tetranychidae.
ACAAUUUUGUGACAUUUUAAAAUGCUUUUUUACCAAUUAUGAUAUAAUGUUGGGCAAACAUGAUCUCAACAGGUAUUGAUAUUGAAAUCACGUUAAAGUGAAUGGAAAAAUGUUUGCUGUGAAAAUUUUCAAAAUCAGUUGAAUCUCCGAAUAACGAUGCAAGAAAUCGACAGAUUUCAUAAUUUAAUUUCAGAUCACAUCUUCUUCCUGGUCUGAGUGAUAUUAAUUGUCCAGAGUAGUGUCAAUUAUUGCCAUAAUGAUGAAUGGUUGAUAAUGAUGAAUACAAAGGAAAGAGGGUGUAAGAAGGUGGUAAGGAGGAGAGGGAGGUGGGUAGAAUGAUCUUGAAUGUAAAGUAUUUAGUCAUUCAUUGAUUACCUUUCAGAUUGUCCAUAAUAAGGAGGCGGACUUGGGUGAGAAUAAUAGUCUAAGGUCUUUGAACUUUCGAACAACCAAUCAUCAAAACAAUAAUUUUACUGAGAUGGACAUUUGCUUUUUUUAAACACAUUCGACUGUGAUUCACACAUUAGAUAAUAACAACAGUGAUUAGAUCAUUUCAGUCCUGUUUUGACAAUCAGUGCGAGUGUUUGUGUCCUUUGCAAAAUGGCUGUAUUUCCCUCCAAUCAGGUUGACAUUGAAUCAGGUGGAAAUAGUGCCGUAAACGAGAAAAGAUCAACUUCGCGUAACUGUUGUAAUUUAUUGUUUCAAAGUGUUGUAUUUUCUGUCUGCUGUUUCUUAUUCAUCAGCCAAUCCAUGAUGUUAGUUAAGGUUUAUCUAAGCUUUCCCACGACUAUAACCACCAAUUUAACCUUUGCUGAAAUAUUUGAUUUACCCUCGGUUACUCUUUGUUUUAAGAGUGAUCUCAAACCAGGCGCUGUUGAAGCAGCCAAUGAGGUGUUUAGGCGCAAUUUCAAUGCUGAUAAGGCCAAAGAGGAGGAUAUUAAGUGUAAUUUGAUGAUACCAACGAUUAACCAAGUAACUGGUACGUUUGAAGUGUCUCCAAUUCCUUGCCAUGAGAUUGUCCCAACACUGGAAAGUAUUAACUUUGGUUUGGGUAAAAGAUGUUACACUUUCUUUAGUAAAUUGGGUAAACCAAUUCGAUCUUCACGUGAUUUAAAGGUUCGCUGGUCCAGGUUCAGUGAUGAAGGUGGUGGAAAUGGAUUGUUGACAACCAAAAAUGGUGACCUGAUGACUCUUGAAAUUGAAUUUGGACGUAAACCAAACGUGGAAGCUUUCACAGAUGAUUUGGAUGCUUCAAUAUCUAUUCACCAGUCCAAUGAGCUACCCUUGAGUAGUCAAAAGAUAUCCAAACUAAAACCUGGUUACAAUUAUUUGAUCACAUUUGACAAGAUAAUUGAGAAACGGAUGCCUCCGCCGUUCAGGACUGGAUGUGAUCAAUAUAAACAAACGAUGAACGGCAAAAAUGAACAGGUUAACACUGGUAAACUAGUUGAUGAAAGAAACUUCAUGGGCAUUGUUUCACCUCACUUGAAACCUCCUCAAUCUAAAUACGAUUGUGUUGAUCAAUGUUUACUCACCUUGUACCGGCAAACUUGCAACUGUUUACCAUCUGAUAUCAAUGUUAGACGUGACCUGUUACGAUCGAACGACACUUUUUGUACCAAUGCAAAAUGUCAAACAUUACAAAUCCAUCGAGCUGAAUUCUGUGCCACUCUACCUCGAUGCAAACCCAACUGCGAAGAUGAACUUUACAAUUUUGUCACUGAAAUGGCUGAUAGUCAAUCAACGACAAUGGUUUUAACUCAUUACAUCAACACUCAAAGACAUAGAACCUCAUCAAGACCAAUCAAUUAUAAUAACGGCGGAGCUGGUUAUAUUCCAAGGCCAAUGGUUCCAAACGGUCAAUUUCAAUCUUAUGGUCUUCAGGAAGCUGGAACUUAUCAUGGAUCUUUGAGUGAAUCAGUACCUGAUAUCGUCAAUGUGCUUGGUACACUGAGUAAAGCUUUUGUUACCGUUCGGAAGUCAUCAGGACCUGAUGUUGUCUAUGAGCAUCGACCUCAAUAUAAUUAUUUUGAUUUUGUUUUUCAAUUAAUGACUUUGGCCUGUGUUUGGUUAGGUUUCUCCAUUUUCUCAAUCAUUUGGAAACCAUUCUAUAUAAUUUUCAAAAUCAUUUCAUUCUGUUGCUGUUUAUCUCGAAAAUUACAAAAAACAAAGCCUCUAGUCACAAUAGAUUAAAAAUGAUGAGAAAAUUGGAAAAUAUUGUUACCUGAAUAUUGCAAUGAAAUAAAAUAUGAAUGAUGAUUCAAAAUGAUUCACGUUUUCGUUAAUGCAAUCUUUAUUAUCGAUUUAGAAGGAUGAUUGGUAUCUUUACCACUAACAAGAGUUGAGUUUUAAGUCGGAUACAAAAAUAAUGUAGGAUCUCUGAUAAAAAAUUAGGCUCAAAUUUUACAUUUCUACAUAGUUUAUCUGGUC